This is a messenger RNA of Dreissena polymorpha, 2889 nucleotides long. RefSeq lists its product as uncharacterized. The transcript has 13 exons. The record is from RefSeq and is a predicted model, not a curated record. The coding region runs from base 642 to 2063 and encodes 473 amino acids. NCBI's taxonomy places the organism in Eukaryota, Metazoa, Mollusca, Bivalvia, Myida, Dreissenidae.
AAAGAAAAAAAAGAGAGACAGUAACAAUUUUCUUGUUGAACACAAAAUUUAUGUCAAGCAAUAAGUAAUAUAAUGGGUAAUAAUAAAAGGCCCUUUUUGUGAAAAAUGUGAAACCUGACUUACUUUGGGGUUGUUUACGCUCGGGACUCUGGUUAAAAACCAUUGCCCGAGCACACUGCUUGACAUAGUAUCUUUGUGGUUAUUGUCUAAAACGUGUUUUUAAGCCAGUGGUCAGCCUUUUUUUACAGAGCUGACACACAUAUACAUGUAGGGACUUUGCAGUGUUGGUGCGGUACUUUAAUAAAUAUCUAAUUAUUUAAAAAUAUCUUUAGGUAUAGUAAAGAUAGAUCUAUUUAAAAAUGAAAACUGUGAAACCUGUUAUCCUAUUGAAACACUUAAUUCAACUACAGCUAUGAGAAAAAUGUGUGAAAUCCAAUUAUCCAAUGAAACAAGUGUGAAUCCAAGUGUCCAAUGAAAAAAGUGUGAAUCCAAGUGUCCAAUGAAAAACUGUGAAUCACAUUGUCCAAUGAGAAAAGUGUGAAUCCAAUUAUCAAAUUGAAACAAACAAACUUUCUCCACAAAUUGUGAUGCAAUUAACAACAAAACACAUAUUCUAGAAGAAACUUAAGUGUACCAUUGCAAUGGAUUUACAAGUGGAAAAUAGCUGGUUUUUGGAUUCAACCAAAGUGGCAGGCCAUCACAAGGCGGUCCUACUUCUCAGGAUUGGUUCAAGCACUCUGGAGCGCAAGGUAGCAGCGUGCACACCCCAGACACAGACAGACAUCAUGUUUAGUGUACAUAUUGGAGACGAGAUGGAGAAAUGCAGUGUGCCACUGGAUGGUUUUCUGCCGACGUCCUACAUUUUUGCUGCUCUCCAUCAGACGGUUGAUGAUUCAGUCACAUUUUCAGGCACACUGACUAAGAUCAUGACAGAGGCCAGCCUCUCAUUUUUUGACCCUGCAUCUACACCAGCCAGGCAUCAGCUGAAAUACAAGUGUUCCUUUAAGUUUCCAGACAGAGUGCGAGUUAUGAGGAACCUUCACCCCCAUGUUUCAUCGGCCAGUGAUGUUGAAAAGUUGGACACAUCUAACCGUCCAUGGAGGCGCAAGUGUGAAGAGGUCAUGGGGUUUACAGGUUAUGGUUCGCAUUCGCAAUUUGGAGGAGUCUUCAAAGAGGCACUGGCAUGUGCAUCUUUGUCCCGCAGAUGUUACAGAUUAUUCUCAUCGAUUAUUGUGAAACAUCAGGACCUGCAUGUCAGUGUCACAGCAAACAUGUAUCGCGGUGUUGCUGGUGCUAUAGAUGAGCAAUUCAUUUUUAACUGCCUUCGGAAAGUUGAUGACUGUGAAAUGAGCCUUGCUGACAUGAAUUCAGCAUUGAAGAAAGACAAGCAGUCCACGAGAGGUGCGUCAGAAGACAUAGGCUGUCUGAGGACUGAAAUCAGCUCACUGAAACGGCAGCUGAGAGAGAAGGAUGAGGCACUCAAAGAGGCCAGGGAGCAACUUUGGAGGCUGCAAGAGUUGCGUCAGGACCAGCAGCAGACGGACGUUUACUCAUUCAUUGCAACACCCCUGCAAAGAAGAUGCAAUUACAGUAGGCCAGUGUAUGCACCAUCGGAGAGUGAGGAUGAAGAGACGACCACUACUGACAGACCACCAACAAAAAACUUCUUACCCUCGGAGAGCGAGGAUGAAGAGUCGACAACCUCUGCAGGCGAGCAACCACCAACUGAUUACAUUUUAAAGCUCUCAGACAGCGAGGAUGAGGAGACGACCAACACGGACGAGCAACCACCAACAAAGAAGAGCAACAAUCAACCAAAGGAGCUGUCCAGCAACAACAAAACAGAAACACAAAGAUCAAGAAGAAACAGACAUCAGGUCAAGAAAUUAGUUGUUGGGCAGGCUGUAUCUGCCAAAUAUAGGGCAGUCAGGAAUGGAGAGUUGUUCGAGGAAUGGUUUGAGGGUACCAUUGUAUCAGUCAUGCUAUCAGGAGAGAAGGUGAAGGUCAAGUUUGAAGAUGGCUGUGAGAGAGUGUUGGGGCCACAAGAUAUUAAAUUAUUAUAAAUGUUUAAAUGUGGCAAUGAUGUUUUUAUAGUUUGUUUUAAAUUGUCAUACAAAUAUAGGUUCUUGCAUGAGUGGUCGUUUUGUAUUGAAUUUAUUAAACAAGUCAUCUAAAUGGAGAUAAAAACGCAGCUUGCCGAGAUUUUAUCUUUAUUUAGAUGAUGAGUUUAAUAAAUUUAAUACAAAAUGACCACAAUUCUAAGAUUCUAUUUAUAACAUGACCAACAAAUUUUCUUUUUAUGUUAUGCUCUUUUCACCGUUUAUUCACACUGUAAAAGAGUUUAAAACUGAAGAAAUUCGCUGGAAUAACGACGUCAUUUCACAGUUAAUAUAACUAAUGUAAUAACACCCGCGUAAUUAACAAAAUUGAGAAUUACGUUAUUACACUCCUGGAGCGUAGGUCAUGUUAUAAUGGAACAACUUCAGUAAACUAUUUAAAAGAUCAAAACAAAUCAAAUAAAAAUUAAGACAACAUAUUCCCUUUCUAUAAACAUUUUGUGAAUUUUUUUAAAUACUAACUUUGAUAUAAACACAUCUGAGUACUUCUUUUAAGUAUUUAUAACAGUUUAAACUUUUAUUUGUAUUUCUUACAUCAUGGUAGGCAUUUUCAGCACAUUUGAUAAAAUUUGAUUUGUUUCCAUUGCUUUGUACACAGUGUAAAAUAUAUAGCCAUCAUGAUAUUUGUAGUCAAAAGCUCACCAGAGCUUUGUGCCUUGUUUUUGCUGUUUGAAAAUAAAAAUUAUCUAAUCAGAUCUUAUUUUUUUUAUAAUCUUAGUUGAAUAAAUGAACAUGGGGAAAAUCAACACACUAUUAAAUCCUUGAAAUUACC